AAAACCGAUUUUUUUGGAGGAGGGUUCAGUGCUCAGCUCUCAUGGCCAAAAUACAGAAGAUCGGCUCCAUGUGCGUGACUCAACUGUCCAGGAAACGAGAAUCCCAAGAGACUCCAAACCUGGAGUUGUGCUUAUAGCUUCAGCUCAAGGAAAUCUACACGUGGCCUGACACUUGAUGCUCUAGAGCGUUCUGAGGCUCAUUGCUUGACUUCUAAAGAAGCAAAAAUAAUAGAAGAGGAGCAGGGGCCCAUUGUUUCGAAGGAUACUGUUCUACAGAGAAUGUUCUGCACCCACUGAUCCGUGGGCUGCAGACUCCAGAUCCAGCUCCAUCUUCUGAAAUGAUCCUGAUUCCCAGAAUGCCCCUGGUGCUGCUCCUGCUCUUGCUCAUCCCGGGUUCCACAAAAGCUCAGGUUAAUCCAGCCAUAUGUCGCUAUCCUCUGGGCAUGUCAGGAGGCCAUAUUCCAGAUGAGGAUAUCACAGCUUCAAGUCAGUGGUCAGAAUCCACAGCUGCCAAAUAUGGGAGGCUGGACACUGAAGAAGGAGAUGGAGCCUGGUGCCCUGAGAUUCCAGUGCAACCUGAUGACCUGAAGGAAUUUCUGCAGAUUGACUUACGGACCCUACACUUUAUCACUCUUGUGGGGACCCAGGGGCGCCAUGCAGGGGGUCAUGGCAUUGAGUUUGCACCCAUGUACAAGAUCAACUACAGUCGGGAUGGCAGUCGCUGGAUCUCCUGGCGUAACCGGCAUGGGAAGCAGGUGCUCGAUGGGAACAAUAACCCUUAUGAUGUUUUCCUGAAGGACUUGGAGCCACCCAUUGUAGCCAGAUUUGUUCGCCUUAUCCCAGUCACUGACCACUCCAUGAAUGUGUGCAUGAGGGUUGAGCUUUAUGGUUGUGUCUGGCUAGAUGGCUUGGUAUCUUACAGUGCUCCAGCUGGGCAGCAGUUUGUACUCCCUGGAGGCUCCAUUAUUUAUCUGAAUGAUUCUGUCUAUGAUGGAGCUGUUGGGUACAGCAUGACUGAAGGACUAGGCCAGUUGACUGAUGGAGUAUCUGGCCUGGAUGAUUUUACCCAGACCCAUGAAUACCACGUGUGGCCUGGCUAUGACUACGUGGGAUGGCGGAACGAGAGUGCUACCAAUGGCUUCAUUGAGAUCAUGUUUGAAUUUGACCGAAUCAGGAAUUUUACUACCAUGAAGGUCCACUGCAACAACAUGUUCGCUAAAGGUGUGAAGAUCUUUAAGGAGGUCCAGUGCUACUUCCGCUCUGAAGCCAGCGAGUGGGAACCCACUGCUGUCUACUUUCCCUUGGUCCUGGAUGAUGUGAACCCCAGUGCCCGGUUUGUCACGGUGCCCCUCCACCACCGAAUGGCUAGUGCCAUUAAAUGUCAAUACCAUUUUGCCGACACAUGGAUGAUGUUCAGCGAGAUCACUUUCCAAUCAGACGCUGCAAUGUAUAAUAACUCUGGAGUCCUGCCCACCUCUCCUAUGGCACCCACAACCUAUGAUCCCAUGCUUAAAGUUGAUGACAGCAACACUCGCAUCCUGAUUGGUUGCUUGGUGGCCAUCAUCUUCAUCCUACUGGCUAUCAUCGUCAUCAUCCUGUGGAGGCAGUUCUGGCAGAAGAUGCUAGAAAAGGCUUCACAGAGGAUGCUGGAUGAUGAAAUGACAGUCAGCCUUUCCCUGCCCAGCGAGUCCAGCAUGUUCAAUAACAACCGCUCUUCAUCACCAAGCGAACAGGAGUCCAACUCUACUUAUGAUCGAAUUUUCCCCCUUCGCCCUGACUACCAGGAGCCAUCCAGACUGAUCCGAAAGCUCCCAGAGUUUGCUCCAGGGGAGGAAGAGUCAGGCUGCAGUGGUGUCGUGAAGCCAGCCCAGCCCAAUGGACCUGAGGGUGUGCCCCACUAUGCAGAAGCCGACAUAGUGAAUCUCCAGGGAGUGACAGGUGGCAACACCUACUCUGUACCUGCUGUCACCAUGGAUCUGCUCUCAGGAAAAGAUGUGGCUGUGGAAGAGUUCCCCAGGAAACUGUUGGCCUUCAAGGAGAAGCUGGGAGAAGGCCAGUUUGGGGAGGUUCAUCUCUGUGAAGUGGAGGGAAUGGAAAAAUUCAAAGACAAAGAUUUUGCACUAGAUGUCAGUGUCAACCAGCCUGUUUUGGUGGCCGUGAAAAUGCUUCGAGCAGAUGCCAACAAGAAUGCCAGGAAUGAUUUUCUUAAGGAGAUAAAGAUCAUGUCUCGGCUCAAGGACCCAAACAUCAUCCGUCUCUUAGCUGUGUGCAUCACUGAGGACCCGCUCUGCAUGAUCACGGAAUACAUGGAAAAUGGAGAUCUCAAUCAGUUUCUUUCUCGCCACGAGCCUCUGAGUUCUUGUUCUAGCAAUGCCACAGUCAGUUACACCAACCUGAAGUUUAUGGCUACCCAGAUUGCCUCUGGUAUGAAGUACCUGUCAUCUCUCAACUUUGUCCACCGGGACCUGGCCACACGAAACUGCUUAGUGGGCAAGAAUUACACCAUCAAGAUAGCUGAUUUUGGAAUGAGCAGAAACCUGUACAGUGGUGACUACUACCGGAUCCAGGGCCGUGCAGUGCUUCCUAUCCGCUGGAUGUCCUGGGAAAGCAUCUUGCUGGGCAAAUUCACCACGGCAAGCGAUGUGUGGGCCUUUGGGGUGACUCUUUGGGAGACUUUCACCUUUUGUCAGGAGCAGCCCUACUCCCAGCUGUCAGAUGAGCAGGUUAUCGAGAACACUGGAGAGUUCUUCCGAGACCAAGGGAGGCAGAUCUAUCUCCCUCAACCAGCCAUUUGCCCCGACUCCGUGUAUAAGCUGAUGCUGAGUUGCUGGAGAAGAGAAACCAAGCACCGACCAUCUUUUCAAGAAAUACACCUUCUGCUUCUUCAACAAGGAGCUGAGUGAUGCCAUGAUGACUGGCAAUGUUCCUGUGGCCCAGAUCCUUCCCACAAGACCUACCGCUCACCCACAUCUAAGCCACUCCAGCCGGACAUUCAGUGGACCUGAGAGAUAGAGAAUUAGUCACUCUGCCCUCUCUGUCCCUCACCUCCUCCACUACACUUCCCUGAUCCCUACCAUUGACUCAUAUAUACUUUUUUACAUGAAAUAACUAAAAGAAGAAAAAAAUAUAGAGCAGAUAUUAGUAAAAGAAAUGUUACUUGAUAUACCAAAGGGUUAGAUAAUGAAGACUAGAAACUCAGAUAAUUUAUAAAGGUUAUGCUUAUGUUUAUAAGUGUGCAGAUCCUACAAUAUUUCUCCAUGUCACUUUCUGUAAAAUACCUUUAGAAAGAAAAACUUGAAGAAUAUGAAUGUCUUGGGGAACAGGAGAUUGGGCUUAAGAAAAAUACUCAGUAGUCAUAAAGAAUGGCAGGACUUGGUAUUCCACAACUAAUGGAUGAUGACUGGGACAUUUCUCUCAGAUCUCUCUGUCUCCGUCUGUCUGUCUGUCUGUCUGUCUAUCUUCUAUCUAUCUAUCUAUCUAUCUAUCUAUCUAUCUAUCUAUCUCAUCAAAGUGAGUAGCAUGUACUUACAAAGCUCUACCUUGUUUCUUGGAAUGAAUGGUUCCUUCAAUCAUAGCCAGAGAUCAGAGCCUACCUAUGAAACAGGGCAUAUGGGUAGAAAGAACUGUCUGUUGUAAGGCUGGAAAUAGGACACAGAAAGGGAAAGACUGCACAAGAUUCUCAGUAGACAGUGGUCAUAGGCAAGGAGGUCCUCAGAGGAUGGCUAGCCUUUGUUGUUCAUGUGUGAGGGUCUUCACCUGUGUGUUUUAGCGACAACUUGACUUUAAUCAGUAAAGUCUAGCAUUUUAAUAUUUGAAUUGUUGCUCCUUCAGUUCCUCUUGCCCAGUUCUAUUUCUUUCAAUAUGUGAAGCCUCUGUGGGACUUGUAGUCUAGGGUUUCAACUUCUCAGGCAUAAGUAUGCAAUGUCAUGUCCAGCAUACAAGAGAUAUGUUUGGAGUGUUCUCAAAAGGUUGACCAGGACCCCUGAAGGAAGUAAUAGGAAGACUGAUUUCUACUCUUUACUUGGGAAAAUAUGGAAAUGGAACAUGUGCAGGUGAAUGAGCUUCCCCAGAGAUGACAGGGAGUGUCUUGUCUCUGAAAACUUUCAGAUACUAGCUGAAGAACUAUGCAAGGAAGAGGUUCUUGACGCUUGACUACUGGAGAUUAUAUUUAUAAUAUGGGAUAAGAAGAGGAUGGCCAUUCGGUGUUACUGAAAGUGCUUUUGCCAAAGAGAGGUUGUCCAGCAGCAAAGCAUGAAGUUCUGGCUUCAGGAUUCAUGAGAACUGAUGCACAAUCAAGCAGGAGCCGCCUUAGAGCAGAUGCUAAGCUUUCAUCCUCCACAGCCUCUAAGAUUCAGAGAAAUCUAGAAUAGAAAACCCUUAAAUCCUAAAGAGGAAAACCAAGAAAAGAUUACCGAAAAAGCUUCCCAAGCGGAGGUAAAAUAGUGGUGGCCUGCUUCUGUCUAUCCAGUCAGCUUGCUCCAUCGUCUCUUAGAAACCUGAGCACUUCUUGGUUCAGCCUUAAGCAGGGCUACAGGACACAGCAUAUAGGUAUAACUCUAAGUCUAAACAUUAAUUAUUUAGAUUCCAUUCACUCAUAGCAAAUUUAGCUCUCCCAUGGCUUUUCUACCAUUCUCAGCAAGAAUAACUUUGAUUGGAAAGGUAGGAGAGAGCAUUGGGUUGAGCUUGUUCUGCCUCAAGCCAAGCAUGCCAUCUUCCCAAGUCUUGCUGUCUCUCUGAAUUUGUUUUUUUUUUUUUAAUCUGUCUCACAAGAGAAUUGAAUUAGAUGAUCUAGUAAUCUCUUGGAGUUCUACUAUAUUUUGUGCUUGUUGGAGAACUAGAUUUGUGGUUGAUAUAGGUUUAGUUACUGCUCAGAAAAUUGUGGCCAGUAUUAGUGAUCUCGAGAGACAUCAUUUAAGUAACACGGGCACCUGUGUUAUAUCUGCUUUUAGAGUUACCAGCUACUUCUUUAUGUUAUCUCAUUUGAUAGUUCUAGGGCUAGACAUGUUUCUUUCACAACUCUUGACUAUAUACUCUUCAGGAUUCUGCCUUUAGUUCACUGUAUUCAUUUAACAUGAAAUUUCCAGGACUUUGCUUUAUAAAACUAAUCUGUUCCAGAUGACUAUCAAAUAUAUAUCAUCAUGUACAGGCACUUUUGGGGGGGGGUUAUGAAGAAGGUUCCACCUUCUGGCACUGAAACCUUUGUAUUAUUGACACAGGUUUAGUUUCUAUUUACACUAGUAGAGUUUAGCAAUGCAGGUUUGAGUGACCGACCAUGGUAGAUGAUAAGAGCUUACUCUAAAGACUUACUCUGUAGACAGGUAGCUCAAAUCUAAGUUAGAGAAAUGAAGGUAGGCUUUGGAAGUGAAAACAGAAACAGACAAGAAACUGUGGGCUAUUGUUAUUUCCCCAAGUUAUUCGUGAUUAUGAUAUAUGUGAACCAUCUACGUCAAGAUGUCCUUUAGACUGUCAUAUUUCAAUUCAUAGCUCUAUUGACAAAUGCAUAUGUCAUUAGCCAGGUCCAUUUAUUUUUUAGUGUUGGGAAUCAUACCCAGAGCUUACAUUUGCUAGACAUGGGUUCUGUCAUUGAUCUAUAGCCUAGUAUCUAUGUUCAAAUCUUGAUCAGUUGACCAGAUAAACAUGUAACUAUGUCACAUAUGUGACCUGGAGUAGAAAUGAGUACCCUGAGGAGAGCAGACAUUGCUGAAGCUGUGGAAAGAUCGUCUGUGAAUGCUCAAAACUAUAUAACAAAAGAGGGCAGUAUGCAAGUGUGCAAGUAGUGGUUUUUAAAAGUAGUUACACGAAUGUGUGUGUGUGUAUGGAUGGAGAGACAAGGAAGACAAUGAAAAAAAAAGGAACCAUACAGAGAGGCAAGGAGAGGUUAUGGGGAAGGCACAGGGUAAGGCAAGUCAGACGUGGUCGAAACAGGGCUGGCUGGAGGCCAUGAAGUCAACGCUGAUACAUGAAAAGAGAUCUGAGAGAGGUUAGACUUGGAAAGAAUGGAGGGUAAGUAAAUGCUGGGUGAGGGAGCCUGUGUUUAUUAAACAGAUGGCAGGUACACCAUAGGCAAUGCAAGGGAGUUUUGCAGAGUUGUGGAAGGACAUGGGUCUUCAUGGAUAUAGAAACAUGUAGCCACCAGAGCCAUCAGGGAGUGACCUCUUCAUCUCAGGGGAAGUGUGUCCAAAAGAUAGUUUGCUCUCCUGUGAGUUCUAGACCACGUCUAGUGCCGGUAACAAUGCUGUCUGUGCACCGGAUUUGGUGUUCCAUGUACUGUUUGGGCAUGAAGAUCUAGGAGCAUUCGGUAGUUACCGAAUCCACUUUCAGUAAUAUUCAGUAUUGCUUGGUCUAAAGUGGCCACAGCAAACAUGGAAACAAUAGGUGUAAGUUAGACAAGACUAAGUUUUGCCCGAUCUUUGACAAAAGGGUGUGUCAUAUAUGUUUGUCUAUUUCCCACCUAGGCAUCUCACAAGAACAGUGUGAUGUGGGCUUAGGCCAUGUGUUUUAAGUAAAGAGGAGGUGGGGGGGGGGAGCAUGUCAGGAUGAAGGGAAUGUGGGAAGAUGUUCUGAAGACAUGCACUAGGAAACAGAACAGUGUCUGGUUUCAUCCAGCACAAAAUGAAAAGAGUUGCAAUAAAUUGCUUAUUGCAACUUUGAUCCUAAGUUGAGUUCAUGAGCCUGGCAUUUGCAUCAUAGACUUUUCUUUGUUUUGAAUCCCAUGCCCUUGGGCACUGUGUGGGGUAAGCCCCCAAUGUUUUGGCAAGAUGCAGAUUCUGGUCUACUCUGGGAAAACUUUUUGACGUUUCAUAUUCUAGAAACAGAAUGUCAUUGGUGCUUGGUGAAUUAAUUGGAAUCGUGAGUUAAGGAAGGACACUGGGUAGUUACUCAGGACUUGAGCAGGCUGGCAGAAAAAAAGGGGGGGCACUUAGCUGUCCCAAGUUUUUCAGAAAUUUUUCAUUUUGUGGUUAUCUGAGACUUGAAAUAAGUUUCAAAAGAAUCAGUACAGAAUAGCCUUCCCUGGAUCUAGUUUUCCCCCACUGAAAAUAUUUCAGUCUAUUUUCACCCACUGAAACCAUGGUCUACUGUGAGCCAUUUUUGAAACUAAAUUCUAGGCCUGACUUGGCUUUCGCCAGUUUUCCUACCUUGCACCCAUUUGCUCACUGGAUAAUAUUAGCCUUUGCUGGUUUGCAAUCUGGCUUUGGCGGCAUACAGGAUAAAAGAUUCUAUCUAGAUAUUAGUGUACAAAUGAGAGAAAACAUCAAAUCGACAAGCUCCUUUACCAGUGAACAAUACUCUACCUAUUUGCUGAAUCCACUUUCAAUUAAAGCUCAUUGUUGCUGGACCCAGAAUAGCCUCAGCAUUACACAGGAGUCACGUGUAAUGAUUAGCUCCUUUGUUUGGCACCCCAAACAAUCCAAGAACAACUUAAGAAGAGUAACAACAAAGAAAGCUUUUAAGUGGAAGGGAAUUCUAAACAGAAAAUAGGACUUUUGUUGGUGACAAGAGGGGUCUAGGAUAAAGCAGUCCUUCGGUCAAGAACUAAGUGGUGCCGAGUGGAAGCAGGGAUAGAAUAUAAACCCCUAAUGUGAGGAUAAACUCUAUCUUCCGAGUACCAGAGAAGCUUCGUUUGCUUAACUGCUCAUCCUUAAUUGUAAUAUCAGCUGCUAAACUAAAUGCAAACACAACAGCUUCCUGGGGGAAAAGUUGAAUCUCUAGUUUCCUGGAUCAUGACUUUGGGUUUUCUGUUAGACAUUUUUAAGCUGCCUUGCUUAAGGGCUACAGAAUAAUAACUGUCUGUGGCUUAUGAAAUUCCUAGCACACAAGUGAAUAUUUUGUGAAUUUGUUUGUUUUUAAUGAAUAAAGUAUGGAAAAAUUAUGUAUCACAUGUGUUAAUUUGGGGAGAAGUGCUUUAUAACAUAGAGGGGUUAUUCUCAAUCAGAAACAACAAGGAAAAAGGUGUCUUGCAGGCAGUGUAUACCCUUGUGCCCUUUGUAGUGGUGAAAACAAUUUAGGCAGCCAUGCAAGGUAGUUCUCACAUGGCACUAGACCAAAGGCAGAGAGAGAGAGAGAGAGAGAGAGAGAGAGAGAGAGAGAGAGAGAGAGAGAGAGAGAGAGAGAGAGGAGUGAGAGACAGACAGAGAUAGAAGAGCAAAGACUGGCUUUAAACUCAGUUCCUCUGAAAAAAGCUAUUUAGUUUCUCCUACAGACACCUUGCCAGUAACCUUACAGUUCUCAUAGGAGAGCAGAUCUAAGUCCCUGAGCCUGACCUGUAGUCACUGCUGUACAUCAAGAAAACAUUUGUCAAGGGAAAGCACAGGUCGUUACUUUCAGUGCAAAAUGGUUCUUUGCUUUUAUGGUUUCACUUCUUCUUGCCCCAUGUCCUGUUCCUGAGAACCAACUUCCUGCAGCAACAUAAUGGACUCUUCUAUGAGGAGACAACAUCUGGGCAUUAUUCAAUAGCCCGUGGUGGGUAAUGUGUUUUGUCAAGGGCUAAACAGCAAAUAGAUUUAAUUUCUGCUUAUAAACGAUCAUAGUCAUUCUCAAAUGGAUGCAUUAAGUAGCUUCUGUAUUAGAAAAGGGAAUGGAACGUGGUGCCAAUUGUAUAUUUUCUUUUCAUUAUUUAUUCCCUGUAAGUCUGUCAGAUGAUAAAUUGUAAAUAACAGUGAUUAAAGAGUCAUGCUACUGA
This is a messenger RNA of Arvicanthis niloticus (Nile rat), 8680 nucleotides long. RefSeq names its product discoidin domain receptor tyrosine kinase 2 (gene Ddr2). Gene Ontology annotation, biological process: cell surface receptor protein tyrosine kinase signaling pathway; multicellular organism development; protein phosphorylation. The record is from RefSeq and is a predicted model, not a curated record. Gene Ontology annotation, cellular component: signaling receptor complex; plasma membrane. NCBI's taxonomy places the organism in Eukaryota, Metazoa, Chordata, Mammalia, Rodentia, Muridae. Gene Ontology annotation, molecular function: protein tyrosine kinase collagen receptor activity; collagen binding; ATP binding.